UUCAAUAGAUGUUUUUCAGAUAAGAGAGCAGUAAUUCAAACGCAGUUGUAUAAACAAGAUCAGAGAGGAAUUAUCCCGAAGGGUAUAAAAUGAACGAAGAGGCUUUAGUCUGAGUCACUACAGCCUCAGCUCACCAAUGCAAAGUAAGCAUGACUGCCAUCUUCCUGAUGUCCGUGCUUCUUGGCCUUGCAUGUGGGCAAGUGACCUCUUUUUGUAUUCUGACCGAGUAUAUGAUGCAUGUCGAAAGGAAGGAGUGUGAUUAUUGCCUAGCCAUCAACACCACCAUCUGUGCUGGAUAUUGUAUGACACGGGAUAUCAAUGGCAAGCUCUUUCUUCCCAAACAUGCGCUGGCCCAGGAUGUUUGCACGUAUAGAGACUUCACGUACAAGACCGUAGAAAUACCAGGUUGCCCGCGCCAUGUCAGUCCUUAUUUCUCCUAUCCCGUAGCUGUGAGCUGUAAGUGUGGCAAGUGCGACACCGACUACAGUGACUGUGCACAUGAGGCCGUCAGGACGAACUACUGCACCAAACCUCAGCAGUCCUAUGUGGUGGGGUUUUCUGUCUGACUUCAGUGGUGAUGUAAUUUGCAAUUCAGUUACCUGUGUUUGCCUGGAAUAAAACUAAUACUACAUCAA
Messenger RNA from Artibeus jamaicensis (Jamaican fruit-eating bat), 635 nucleotides. RefSeq names its product thyroid stimulating hormone subunit beta (gene TSHB). Gene Ontology annotation, cellular component: cytoplasm; extracellular region. Bases 150 to 566 code for a protein of 138 amino acids. The transcript is spliced from 3 exons. NCBI's taxonomy places the organism in Eukaryota, Metazoa, Chordata, Mammalia, Chiroptera, Phyllostomidae. Gene Ontology annotation, biological process: G protein-coupled receptor signaling pathway. Gene Ontology annotation, molecular function: hormone activity. The record is from RefSeq and is a predicted model, not a curated record.